GAGGCGCAGUCCGAGGAUACCUAGAUGUCCGUGAGGAGCACUCGCGGGGCUUCCCAGCCCCAUGGCGCAUAAACGAGGCUCCAGCCGGUCCUGCUCACGCCCCAGCCGGCUUCUUUCCGUUGUGUGGGAAAGUGGGUCAGCUCGGUUCUGGUCUCAAGUGGGCCUUUGGGGCUACUUGGUUCCGAUCAAGCCCUCCGACCCUCACCUCCCCCACCCGCUUCUGGGCUUGGCAUGGUCGCCACGCCGGGCUGGAGCCAGCGGUGGGGACAGCUUGCACACAUGGCUCGGGAGGCUCCGGUUGCCCAUCCGAGAGGCUGCCAGGCUCUAAAGUUCCCGACUGACCACAGCAGUAACUAAAUAUAGGAGCAGCUGGUGCGGACGGGGUGUCGCAGCGGCUCCUUUGCAGAGAUCUCGGAACUGCAGAUAAGGCACAGGCCCCUUUGUGAGCAGCAGCCCGGCCUGGGGGCUGGCAGCAGGACACCUGCGUCUGCAUGCUGAAGAAGAUGGGUGAGGCUGUGGCCAGAGUAGCGAGGAAGGUCAACGAGACGGUGGAGAGCGGCUCUGACACCCUGGACCUGGCUGAGUGUAAGCUGGUCUCCUUCCCCAUUGGCAUCUACAAGGUCCUGCGGAAUGUCUCUGACCAGAUCCACCUCAUCACCCUGGCUAACAACGAGCUCAAGUCCCUCACCAGCAAGUUCAUGACCACGUUCAGUCAGCUCAGAGAGCUCCGCCUGGAAGGAAACUUUCUACAUCGCCUCCCCAGCGAGGUCAGUGCCCUGCAGCAUCUCAAGGCCAUUGACCUGUCCCGGAACCAGUUCCAAGACUUCCCUGAGCAGCUAACCACUCUGCCAGCACUGGAGACCAUCAACCUGGAGGAGAACGAAAUCGUGGAUGUGCCCGUGGAGAAGCUGGCUGCCAUGCCCGCCCUGCGCUGCAUCAACCUGCGCUUCAACCCGCUCAACGCCGAGGUGCGCGUGAUCGCCCCGCCUCUCAUCAAGUUUGACAUGCUCAUGUCUCCGGAGGGUGCGCAGGCCCCGCCACCUUAGGCCACCCUCCUCGUGCCCACCCAGCAAGGGACAGAGGCCACUGGCCUGGCCCCCUGAGGGGAGGGAGGCCCAUGGGCGGCCAAGCUUGGGGGUUGGGGGCGGGUGGGCCGAAAAGUGUGCUGUGGGCGGGGGUGCAGCCGGUCCCGGAUAGAUAGCUUACAGCAGUAGUGGGCUCUGGAAUGCCCAAAGGAGGAGGUGAGGUUGGGGCUGCAGCCUGGUUUCUGGGCACUCACAGCUACCGUGUAAACUUGGGCAGAUCUCCUGCCCUCUCUGAGCCUUGUCGCUUGGAAAAAGGGGUGAUGGCCGGGAGCCUGUGCCUCUGUUGGGCUCCUUGGAGGUUUUUAAGGCAGCACAUGCCUCCAGGCACCUUCUGAGUCCACAGAUGAGCAUUACUGAGCAUUUUCUGGGCCCCUGUGAGUCAGAGGCCUGGUUUCUAGUGCUGAGAGCCAGUUGCUGUCCUGAGAGAAGACAGCCUCCCAUCUGUUUAUUGCUUCCUGAGAACGGACCCAGAUGAGGCCCUCCCCAGGGCUCCAUCCUCAGCCCCGUGGGUUCCUGGACUAGUGAGAACCUGAACUGGGGAAAGUUGCCGAGGGAGCUUGGCCUGGUGCUGCUGCAGAGCUAGAAUAUUCACGUAGGAGCCCAAGGACCAUCGGGCUGGGACAUGGGGGAAGCAAAUCAGGUCAGCUCUAUCCUUCCUGGUGAUUAGGAAAUUGGUGGAGUAGAAAAUUCUCAGUGCUCUGUCCCUCCCUGGUAUCACCCCAAAGCCACAGAAGAGGUGGCCCAGACAGCAGCAAAGCAAUUUGCGUAUGUGGCUCUGGUCUGAGGUGAUUAGAAGGCCACCCUCAUCACAGUCCCCCUCCUUCAGCAGCCUGGCUGCUUUGUCAUGGCCUUCUGAGGGCAAAGGGACCCACCAGAUUUGU
Carlito syrichta (Philippine tarsier) is the source of this 1966-nucleotide messenger RNA. It is a transcript of the gene LRRC20, whose product is annotated as leucine rich repeat containing 20. Gene Ontology annotation, molecular function: protein binding. NCBI's taxonomy places the organism in Eukaryota, Metazoa, Chordata, Mammalia, Primates, Tarsiidae. Bases 492 to 1046 code for a protein of 184 amino acids. The transcript has 5 exons. The record is from RefSeq and is a predicted model, not a curated record.